AUGGCUCACGGGCCCGGCGCGCUGAUGCUCAAGUGCGUGGUGGUCGGCGACGGGGCGGUGGGCAAGACAUGCCUACUCAUGAGCUAUGCCAACGACGCCUUCCCCGAGGAGUACGUGCCCACUGUCUUCGACCACUACGCAGUCAGCGUCACCGUGGGGGGCAAGCAGUACCUCUUGGGACUCUAUGACACAGCUGGACAGGAAGACUAUGAUCGUCUGAGGCCUUUAUCUUACCCCAUGACUGAUGUCUUCCUCAUAUGCUUCUCUGUGGUAAAUCCAGCCUCAUUUCAAAAUGUAAAGGAGGAAUGGGUACCAGAACUAAAGGAAUAUGCACCAAAUGUCCCUUUCUUAUUAAUAGGAACUCAGAUUGAUCUCCGAGAUGACCCCAAAACUUUAGCAAGACUGAAUGACAUGAAAGAAAAACCUGUCUGUGUGGAACAAGGACAGAAACUAGCAAAAGAGAUAGGCGCAUGCUGCUAUGUGGAGUGUUCAGCGUUAACCCAGAAGGGUUUGAAGACUGUGUUUGAUGAGGCUAUCAUAGCCAUUUUAACUCCAAAGAAACACACAGUAAAAAAAAGAAUAGGAUCAAGAUGUAUAAACUGCUGUUUGAUUACGUGAGAGACACCUUUAGUGGCCAAGGAAACUGUCCAUUUCUCCCAGAAAGCAUUUGAAAUGCUACAGUGAUGUCCUGACCUCUUACAAUGAAGCAGUUUAACUUGAGGGGGGAGGGAACCUGUCCUCAGCAUUCUACAGAGUUCAUUGAGAAUGUUUCAUAAAGGGUCUAUGCGGCAGCAAACAGCAUCUGAAGCCACAAUCUACUAUAAAUACUUUAUUUCAACUAGAAGGUACAAUCUCUCAGGGGUUUCAUAAUUACAAUCACAUCAUGUUUAGAAAACAACAGUGCUGUAAACGGACUGCUUGGCUUGACCAUGUCACUUCUGCACAGCCCUUACCGAAUCUGCACACAAAUAACUCUCUCCUCUCUCUUAAUUGUUCUUGUAUGUAAGUUGCUUUCUAUUCCAGUAGAUCCAGAGUGGCGAGAUAACCAGGCCAGCCACGUAGCCAAAGGUCGCUCCGAGUGUGCAGGAGAUGGGCCACACCUGAGGAAAGAAUUGAGAUUUAAACCAACAGAUGCUUUCUUAUACUUGAGCACAAAUGAAGUAUAACACAAACAUUUCUAUAGUGAGGCUUAACGUGCUUUCUUAAAGAAUGCCAAGUUUAAUAGAUCAGAACUGCAUUGAUCAUGAACACUAAAAAUGUACACGUUUUAGUUAACGUGCAUUAAACAGUAACGAGCCUUCUGGCAAUUGUAGAUUUAGUUUGAUGUUAUCCAAAUUGCAUGAAAUACAUGCUAAAGUAACAUUUAAAAAUUGGGUCAUAGUUUGCCAUAAUCCUGAACUCAGUUUAGCUCUCUGAAUUAGUUGGCCAUUUUUCUAAUUCCCAUAUUGGCUGUGUACAUCAAAUGAAAUAAGUGUAUAGGCUAACGAAACCUUAGAAACUUUCAGUUGUGUCGGAGGGAAGACCUGGAAGGUAAGCAUGCUAUGUGGCAUUUGUGGGUAUCUGCUUCCAUAGUGAAACUGAAGGCACUUGGAGCUGCAGUGUGUCCAGAGCAGAGGUACAAGCACAGCUUAUGGACACAUCUGGAGCGAGGCAAGCAGAGCACUGCUGCUCCCCAAUGUCUCCAGCCAUGCUACACUCCACUGAAUCCGAAAUAUAAUGGGUUUUUCUUAUGCCAUAGACAGGGUAUGUGUGAAAAAUCUUGGAAACAAACUUUCAUGUUCCUUUGUAAACCAUAUUUGGUGUACUGCAGCCAUUUCUAACUCUCCUUUGGGGAACAGGCCAUCAAAGUGGACUGGAGGCAAACCAUCUUAAUAACUGGCUGGUUACCGCAUUUGGCUUUCUUCUUUGGUCUGCUAUGGAUCUGCCUUAUUCUAAAUGCCAUGCAACAGACAGUAGUGUAGGCAAAGCUUCCAUGUGAACCACCUCUUGCAGUUGAGGGAAGCAAAAUCUAAUCCAUAUGUUGUUACCAGCCUUCCUUAGGUUCAAAUUUGCUGUUGCUUAAACUACGACUUCUUUGUCUUUAGCAAGCUUCUGUUAUCUUCCAUGGUUUGUGCUUAAGCUUUGUCUAUUGCACAGAUUGGGUAAUGGAACACUAAACAUUUAUACUUGAAAAUGACAGCCUUAAAUGUUCAUACCAGUCACAAAUCUAGAUGUACUGUCUUGCAUGUGAGCUUUGUAGGAGUUUUUAAAAUAUAAGCACCACACUCCCCAUUCGGUAGUGGACAGUCUGCUAGACAAGAGCUUUCUCUUGGAAGUGGACGUAGUAUGUCUUCAGGCAGUGGUGGUUCACAUUAAGUAUAUCAUGGCCUUAUGUAUGCUCAAAUGGGACUUCUGUAAUAUUCCCAUUUAGUUUUGGUCUGUUUUUAGAUAGAAUUGAAAGAAAUUGUAUAGUUGGUUAACAUAUUAGCUAAGUUGUCAAACCUAUGAUAUGAAGGAAUCGAGACAGUAAAGUAUUAUUCGUUUCCAAGAUGCCUUUGGAGAUUUGAUGGUUUGUUUAUUUUCUUCAAAUCUACAUCUGUGAAACCCUUGACACUUGGUAUGUUAGCAAUGAGUUUAAGUCAAGGACUUUCCUGCUCCAAGAGAAAUGGAUUAAGAUUCUGAACAUGCACUGCUGUCACCUCAGUCUCCUCAUGUGUGACCAUGGGGACAAACUCAUGUCCCAGUCAUUCACGAGGUCUUACCACUCUCUGAUUGACAGCAGUCAUAGUUGGACUUCACCUUUUCCAGAUGGUAAGAAUCAUGUAUAUAGCCUAUCUGAACUCUAAGCAGACGAUUGUAUCAUCUGAACCUGAGGUGCCUUAGGUAUUCAAUUUACCUUGAUGGGGUUUGGAGUUUCCCAUUGCUUGUUAAGAGCUCUUUGUGUUUGUUUAGUAUUUCUUUUUGCAAAAUCUUCUCUGCCACUUUAACCAGAAAACCAAAGAUUUGUUUUCUAUUCCUGAGCAGAUUAUAGAGAAACUGCCUUAUUUUAGACACAUAUCUUCAUUAAUGGCUUAGGUUGCAGCAGAAAUUCAGACUACUCUCUGGAAUAACUCUUCCAAAAAUAUUUUAUUAACAUGAACUGUAUUAGUGAGCACACUGCUUCAAAUAAGGUCAUGUGUGAAAGAACAUACAAAAAAUUAUAAUUGGUUAGUGUUUGCAUAGAAAAUUUGUUCUGAAAGCCCUUUACAAUUUUUAGGGGAAUCUUGAAAUCUAACAGCACUUACUUUGCUAAUGUAUGCCCUUACUCUGUCCUUACAGGUACAUUGUAGCUACUUGUGAUGAAUUAUCAUAUUUCCAAUACGUAGAGCUUGAGUUCAUGCUAUUUGUUAUGAAUUAUCUUAGUUCUUUAGACACUGCUUCCAUUUGAUUUUUAAUUAUUGGUUUUAAAUACCAAAUUAAAUGCUGGUUUGUUGGUUGUUGUUUUUAAAUGAUUGUUACUUCAACAGCACCCCCUCCUGACGUAUGGGGUCAUAAUAAAAUGAGAUGCAUAGUUUACUGUUUUAUGUAAAGCACUGAA
This is a messenger RNA of Grammomys surdaster, 3556 nucleotides long. RefSeq names its product ras homolog family member Q (gene Rhoq). Gene Ontology annotation, molecular function: GTPase activity; GTP binding. The coding region runs from base 1 to 618 and encodes 205 amino acids. The record is from RefSeq and is a predicted model, not a curated record. Gene Ontology annotation, biological process: cortical actin cytoskeleton organization; small GTPase-mediated signal transduction. The transcript is spliced from 5 exons. Lineage: Eukaryota; Metazoa; Chordata; Mammalia; Rodentia; Muridae.